This is a messenger RNA of Mus musculus (house mouse), 776 nucleotides long. It is a transcript of the gene H1f3, whose product is annotated as H1.3 linker histone, cluster member. Gene Ontology annotation, molecular function: DNA binding; structural constituent of chromatin; chromatin DNA binding. The transcript has a single exon. Gene Ontology annotation, cellular component: nucleosome; chromosome; chromatin. Bases 59 to 724 code for a protein of 221 amino acids. Gene Ontology annotation, biological process: regulation of mRNA splicing, via spliceosome; nucleosome assembly. The record is from RefSeq and is marked reviewed. NCBI's taxonomy places the organism in Eukaryota, Metazoa, Chordata, Mammalia, Rodentia, Muridae.
GAACAACCUUCUCUGACUGUUUGUGCUUACUUUUUGCUUUACUAGUAAAGCUUAGAACAUGUCCGAGACCGCUCCCGCGGCGCCUGCUGCCCCUGCACCUGUGGAGAAGACACCUGUGAAGAAGAAGGCGAAGAAGACCGGCGCCGCUGCUGGGAAGCGCAAGGCGUCCGGACCCCCGGUGUCCGAGCUCAUCACCAAGGCUGUGGCCGCCUCCAAGGAGCGCAGCGGCGUGUCCCUGGCUGCGCUCAAGAAGGCGCUGGCGGCCGCGGGGUACGAUGUGGAGAAGAACAACAGCCGCAUCAAGCUCGGGCUGAAGAGCCUGGUGAGCAAGGGUACCCUGGUGCAGACCAAGGGCACCGGCGCCUCCGGCUCCUUCAAACUCAACAAGAAGGCGGCUUCCGGUGAGGCUAAGCCCAAGGCUAAGAAGGCAGGCGCGGCCAAGGCCAAGAAGCCUGCGGGAGCAGCCAAGAAGCCUAAGAAGGCGACUGGUGCUGCCACACCCAAAAAGACGGCCAAGAAGACUCCGAAGAAGGCGAAGAAGCCUGCGGCGGCUGCCGGCGCCAAGAAAGUUUCCAAGAGUCCCAAGAAGGUGAAGGCUGCUAAGCCCAAGAAGGCAGCAAAGAGUCCAGCCAAGGCCAAGGCUCCCAAGGCUAAGGCUUCCAAGCCUAAAGCUUCUAAGCCGAAGGCCACCAAGGCAAAGAAGGCUGCCCCUCGCAAGAAGUAGAGUGGUGCGUCCUGCUUUGAAAAUCUCAAACGGCUCUUUUCAGAGCCACCCA